This is a messenger RNA of Rhinopithecus roxellana (golden snub-nosed monkey), 936 nucleotides long. RefSeq names its product olfactory receptor 5P3. Gene Ontology annotation, cellular component: membrane. Lineage: Eukaryota; Metazoa; Chordata; Mammalia; Primates; Cercopithecidae. The record is from RefSeq and is a predicted model, not a curated record. The coding region runs from base 1 to 936 and encodes 311 amino acids. The transcript has a single exon. Gene Ontology annotation, molecular function: olfactory receptor activity; G protein-coupled receptor activity; odorant binding. Gene Ontology annotation, biological process: sensory perception of smell; G protein-coupled receptor signaling pathway.
AUGGGGGCUGGAAACAACACCACUGUGGUAGAGUUUACUCUUUUGGGGUUAUCUGAGGAUACCGCACUAUGUGCUAUUUUAUUUCUUGUGUUUCUAGGAAUUUAUGUUGUCACCUUAAUGGGUAAUAUCAGCAUAAUCAUGUUGAUCAGAAGAAGUCAUCAUCUUCAUACAUCCAUGUACCUUUUCCUCUGCCAUUUGGCCUUUGUAGACAUUGGGUACUCCUCAUCAGUCACACCUGUCAUGCUCAUAAGCUUCCUAAGGAAAGAAACCUCACUCCCUGUUGCUGGUUGUGUGGUCCAGCUCUGCUCUGUACUGACGUUUGGUACAGCUGAAUGCUUCCUGCUGGCUGUCAUGGUCUAUGAUCGCUAUGUGGCCAUCUGCUCGCCCCUGCUCUACUCUACCUGCAUGUCCCCCAGAGGCUGCAUCACCUUAGUGGGCAUGUCCUACCUGGGUGGAUGUAUGAAUGCUUGGACAUUCAUUGGCUGCUUAUUAAGACAGUCCUUCUGUGGGCCAAAUAAAGUCAAUCACUUUUUCUGUGACUAUUUACCACUUUUGAAGCUUGCUUGUUCCCAUGAUUUUACUGUUGAAAUAAUUCCAGCUAUCUCUUCUGGAUCUAUCAUUGUGGCCACUGUGUGUGUCAUAGCCAUCUCCUACAUCUAUAUCCUCAUCACCAUCCUGAAGAUGCGCUCCACCGAGGGCCGCCACAAGGCCUUCUCCACCUGUACCUCCCACCUCACUGCAGUCACUCUGUUCUAUGGGACCAUUACAUUCAUUUAUGUGAUGACCAAGUCCAGCUACUCAACUGACCAGAACAAGGUGGUGUCUGUGUUCUACACGGUGGUGAUUCCCAUAUUGAACCCCCUGAUCUAUAGCCUCAGGAACAAGGAGAUUAAGGGGGCUCUGAAGAGGGAGCUUAGAAUAAAAAUAUUUUCUUGA